This is a messenger RNA of Mycena indigotica, 2337 nucleotides long. Its product is annotated as Aldo/keto reductase. The transcript is spliced from 14 exons. Lineage: Eukaryota; Fungi; Basidiomycota; Agaricomycetes; Agaricales; Mycenaceae. The record is from RefSeq and is a predicted model, not a curated record. Bases 1 to 2337 code for a protein of 778 amino acids.
AUGCCGCGUCCAGGAUUUGGCGUUGAAAGUUGGAUGGGCAUCGGGGGUGGAAUUAUAUCCCCCGAAUCGGAAGCCAAUUAUAAACGCGGGGAGGAACUACUGAAAAGAAAGAAACAUGCUGAGGCGAUCCCAUUCUUUCUCAAAGCAAUGGAAGACGUUAACAAUCUUGACGCGUGUGUCGCCGCCGCGCUUUCAAUGCCCACUGAUGAAGGCAUCCGGUUCCUGCAAAGUGCCGAAGUCAAAGGCCGUCAAAGCCUUCAACGUAUUCUAAGUCCAGACUGUUUUGAGACUGGCUGUGAGUACGGAGCAGGGAAGUUCUGGGGAAUAGUCCAAACUCGACCCUACAUGCGGCUUCUAGGAACUCUAGUAAGAACAUACGUCCAUGCCGCCCGUUGGGAUGACGCUGUGUACUACUGUCUUUCCAUUUUGCCGUCUGAUCUAACCAUGGAUAGCAAGACAAACGUAGAAAUACUACGACUUUGCUUCUCCGAUAAUCUGGGUCAACGACAAUGGAUGGGUGCACUUCUCCUGCACGCAAACCGUCUAGAAGAUGCGCUUUACUUCACUCAGAGGUGGAUUCUUGCCGAUGAGACGCCACCCGGUAGUGGUAUCGACUUUCGUGCCCCGCAGCGGACUCCGAUGACGGCGACGCAACUGGAGCAAGCAAAAAAGUGGCCUGACCUACAAAUGGUUCAUUCUGCGGCUCUGGCUACGUUUAUGCUCGAUGGAGACUCGGAGCUCGCUCGGCAGUACCUGCACAUUGCGGUCAAAUAUCCGGAAGUUAUGAUCAAGGUUCUUGGACGGCACAAGGAGCGCCAUGACGUUGAUACUCAUGCAUUCCGCUCUUCCAACGGGCGUGAAGAUGCUCGGGACCACCUCUGGCUUGCUCAGGAGUUUUGGAUGAGAGACGACGUAUGGGCAUGGGUCAACAGUGACCCUGUUGACGCGUCUACUGCCGUCUCUGGUACCGGUCAGCUAGCUGGAAGACGGGGAAGUAUAAAAGACGACUCACCAAUUCCAAUGUUACUUAGCAAACACCCCCAACUUGAGAUGUCUUCUCCUCAAAGCACACGCCAGUCUCGCGUUCCCUAUGUUCGUCUCGGCAGCUCCGGUCUAAAGGUUUCUAAAAUAAUCCUCGGAUGCAUGUCGUAUGGCUCAUCUGAAUGGCGUGACUGGACUUUGAACGAAGAGGAAAGCAUCAAGCACAUCAAAUACGCAUUCGAUGCGGGAAUCAACACCUUCGACACAGCCGAUAUAUACUCUAAUGGGAUGAGUGAAGUUGUGCUCGGGAAAGCAGUGAAGCAGCAUCAAAUUCCGCGUGAGGAAGUUGUUAUUAUGACCAAGCUCCGUCAUCCAGUCGGGAAAUCCAUUUCUGUCCAGCCCACGGACCUCUUUGUUGCUGGCGAAGCGAAGCUCGACUCGAUGGGAUAUCUCAACCAGUAUGGCCUUUCCCGCAAGCAUAUAUUUGCUUCAGUCAAGGGGAGCCUCGAGAGACUGGGAAUGGAUUAUAUUGAUGUGCUACAAGUGCAUCGCUUUGACUACGGCACACCAAUUGAAGAGACUAUGCGCGCUUUGCACGAUGUUGUUCAAGCUGGUUGGGUUCGCUACCUCGGAAUGAGCUCAUGCUAUGCAUAUCAGUGCAAGUUCUGUCUCUCCCUUCUUUAUAACCUACUCAAUCAUCUCCAGUCCAUAUCAUGCAAAGUGCGGUUUUGUCCUUGGCACUUCCUGUUUAAUUUUUCUUAUCUGAUAGACUACGCGUUGGCGCACAACCUCACGCCAUUUAUUGCGAUGCAAAACCACUAUAAUCUACUCUAUCGUGAAGAGGAGCGGGAAAUGAUGCCAACCCUCAAGCAUUUUGGUGUUGGGUCUAUUCCAUGGUCUCCUCUUGCUCGUGGUGCUCUUGCUCGGUCUGCACCGACCCCGGAGGCAUGUCUUGCCGUAGCCAAAAGACUCACUUGGCUUCAACCCGGGGGCGGAAAUCAAGCUCCGGCUGCGGUCAGCGCCGGCGAGUCCUCCCAGGACAGCGCACAAACUACUCGUCAGGCCUCCGAUGAGCUGCCGGCCGAGGUGUAUUUCCUCUUCGGGACAACAGGCAGCCGCGAAAUCGUUAAACGCGUCGGCGAAAUCGCCGAGAAGAUCGGGAAAGAGACAAGCAUGGCACAGGUUGCAUUAGCAUGGCUCAUGGCCAAAGAUGGCGUUACCGCACCGAUUGUUGGUACAACGUCCCUGGAGAAACUCGAUGAUCUUCUGCGUGCAUGCAAUUUGGAGCUUACCAAGGAGGACAUGAAGUAUCUGGAAGAGUGUUAUAAGCCAACAGCUAUAUUCAUGCACAAUUGA